Molecule: messenger RNA, 1337 nt
Organism: Aspergillus brunneoviolaceus CBS 621.78
Lineage: Eukaryota; Fungi; Ascomycota; Eurotiomycetes; Eurotiales; Aspergillaceae
Product: PP1-complex regulatory subunit GLC8
Exons: 3
Coding region: 438-1337 (299 amino acids)
Biological process (GO): regulation of signal transduction
Molecular function (GO): protein phosphatase inhibitor activity
Source: RefSeq, a predicted model, not a curated record
CUUCCUUCCCUACAAUUCCACUUAUCGCGCCGUGGUUCCUUUUUGACACGAAAGAAGCUUGGGAAUCAGCUUCUGAACAGUUUCUGUACAGUACAGCCCGUACUGUACAUUUAGUUGUACGUGAGACUUUUGUCACCGCUCGAUCGGAGGCUGAGGCUUUUGGUCAGCUCAGCUCAGCCUCAGUUGCUGGCCUUGCAUUUGUGAAUUUCAAUAGCAGCUGACUCGUCUGAUCCCUGUCAGAUCUAACCUCAAAGAUACAUCUUCCCAUCUUGAUUCUCUCCCUUUUGUCUAGUCUUCCGCCUCCGCCUUCCUUCGAUCGUCCUUGAUAUAGCUGGACUCCUUCGUCAACUGCCUCGCUGCUCAAAUUUCUCAAUUCAGUCAGAGAUCCGUUUACACUACCUUUCUCGAAGCAAUAUACUUUUCCUUCUCCGACUAUAAUGACCACUAUUUCGCACCACAUGAUGGAGGACUCCCAGAAGAGGCCGAAGGGUAUCCUCAAGAAUUCUAGUGGCUCGAUUCCGCAGAUCGCACAAGUUCAUGACACCUUGACCGUUCCGCAGAACGACCCCGACGGGGUGGACACUAAGGAGCUGACGCUGCAAAACACUCUACAAAAUGCCGGUCGCCGUCGCUCUACCUCGAACACGCGCCCGGGAUCAUCGUCUCGGCGACAAUCAUUGGCGCACAUCCACGGUCAACCGGAAGAGAACUCGCCGCGCUUGAAAUGGGACGAGGCCAACUUGUACCUGACCGAACAGGAGAAGACGGCCAAGAUGAAGAUCGACGAGCCCAAAACUCCGUUUGCACCCCACUACGACCCUGCUGAGGACGAGGAGGAGCUCGAGGCCGAGAACACUUUGAUUGAUGCGCAAGGAGUGGUGGUAGAUGAAUUGGACAAGACCAUGAAAGCACCCAAGAAGGGAGUGGCCGAGGAUGAAAUCCCUGAGUUGGAGUUGGGCGAGCCGGAAGACUCAUUUCCUGGGGAUGCGCACGCUGGGGCUGAUGACCGAAUUGUGCGCGAGCGGAGCUUGAGCAACGAGUCGCACCGAAGCAACAAGCAUGUGGUGAUGGGUGCGGGCGAGGCGAACGGGGAAUAUCAGUCCGGGCCCGAUGGGCUAAUCACGUCGCAAGAGGCCGCAGAGAAACAUCGUCAGUUUGAGCAGCACCGGAAGAAGCACUAUGAGAUGCGCAACAUCAAAGAACUCCUGGCCCAUCCCGAGGUGGAUGAGAUGGAUGAGGACGAGGACGAAACGGAGGAGGGAUCUUCAGCCGCCGCGGCGCCACCGCCCAUGCCCCCGAUCCCAACGCAGUUUCUUAACGGCACCAGAUCUGAUUAG